CUUCUUUGUUUUGUUUUCAGCAAGCUUAGGUUUGAGCAGCAGCAGAAAGCUUGUUGCCCUGACUAGCCAGAAGUAGAAAACUUGCUUUUAGUUGCAGUAAUCAUUUUUUAUUUGCCCGACAUAAUCAUGAGCUCGAAAGAAUAUGACUGUAGAUCAGCGCCAGUACUAAACAUUCAGUGCAACUGGGAUGAUUUAAUUAGGAAUAAGAACUGUGAAAUCUGGGUAUCAUGUAAAUUCCGAGGUGAAAAUAGCUUUAAUGGAAAAAUAAUAAGUGGUGGAUCUAAGGACUCAGUCUCCUCAUCUGAAGGCUUCUCAGCGAAGUGGGUUUCUGAUGCUCGUGGGAUUUCUGUACUGCACUUAAAAUCCAAUUGCCGCACAUUGUUUGUUGCUCCAGGCUCGCAGUUUACUGGAAUCCACAAGAAAAGCAUUGUGUCCCUGCAUACAACUCCUGGAGGCCUAGCUGUGUCAGCUUGUACCAACAAUCAGUUAAAUGUUUGGGACACCAAAACGGGAGUAGUCUGUAGGUCGUUUUCUGACCAUCCCUGUGAUGUUUAUCAGUGCCGCUUCUUCCCUUCAGGGGUUGUUGUCAUCUCUGGGGGAGCUGAUAUGCAACUCAAAAUCUGGUCAGCAGAAACUGGUCAAUGUCCUGUUACUUUGCGUGGUCACACAGGGUCCAUCAUGGAUGUUGCUAUUGUUGAUCGUGGCAGAAAUGUCGUAUCAGUGUCUAAAGAUGGGACAGCGCGUCUGUGGGACUGUGGUAAAUCUGCUUGUCUGGGUAUUUUAAUUGAAUUGCCAUCAGUCAUAAAUUGUUGUGCUAUUACUUCAGUUAGCAACAAAGUGCCAUUAGGUGAACCAAAUGAAUCCCCAAGUGAUCGGGAAAUUGGAACUGAAGACAAGGUUUUGAUUGUUGGCUGUGAAGAUGGUGUCCUUGCCUCCAUUGCUGUUCGUAGUCGUAAUACUCUCAGCAAAAAAGCUCUCUUAUCUGCAAUUAACUGCCUUGCUCCAGUGAAUGAAGAAACUGUCGCUGUGGGUUGUCAGGAUGGACAAGUUUUCUUAUUCAACCCUGCAAAUCUAGACAAACCAAUAUGUGCUUGGUAUGAAUCUAAUAGCGCAGCCCUGAGUCUAUUGUGCCAUUCUGAUGGAAUCUUUGUGGGUCGGUCUGAUGGCACUUGCACCUAUCUACCUUUUAAAGAUUCCAAUGAGUCACCAAAGCGCCUGUUAUUAACAGGGCCAGAAUAUGACCCCAUUUAUGACAUUUCUAGUGAUGGGCAUGCCAUUUAUACAGCAUGUAGAGAUGGUAGUGUCAGAAAGUACAGUGUUACAAAACCAUUACAAGUGCUUAACAAUGAGUGAUUCCAUUUAAACUUUUUCUGUUUUAUUACUUGAAUUGAAAACAAUGAAACAUUAUGUGAGAUAUCUGUGUUGUAGUGGGCUAAUACCCUCAAUGAUAUGAUAAAACCUUGGACCCAUUAGUGACCAGGCAGGUCUUCCUCUUAUGUAAAUUCUUAUAGCAAAUUUAUAGCAAAAUGUGUGUAAAUGUUGUUGUGAUCAUUCAACAGCAGCAGGUUACAUUUGUUCAAAAUAAAAUGUGUGUGUGAUUUAGCCGUAAUCAAUUGUUAAAGCAAUCAUAUUGUCUGCUUGACUUUGUAACUUCUGAUUUCAGACUUCUUUGCACUAUCUAACAAGCUUGAAACAAUCUGUCAAAAUCUUACAUUUUUCUCUUGAUAGUAAGAAUGUAUCUCAUGUAACAAUUGUCUUGGAAAAAAAUGAAAGCAAAAAAAAAUCAUAUGGCCAAUGCAUUUUGUUGCAUAUAACUCUUGUUUUGCCAUUAAAACAUCAAUAAAGUAUAUAAAAUUAUC
Thrips palmi is the source of this 1859-nucleotide messenger RNA. Its product is annotated as proteasomal ATPase-associated factor 1-like. NCBI's taxonomy places the organism in Eukaryota, Metazoa, Arthropoda, Insecta, Thysanoptera, Thripidae. Gene Ontology annotation, molecular function: protein binding. The transcript is spliced from 7 exons. The record is from RefSeq and is a predicted model, not a curated record. The coding region runs from base 127 to 1353 and encodes 408 amino acids.